AUUUAUACUUUAGGUACAAGGUUAAGUUACCAAUAUAUUUCUGUAUAAACGAAUAUCCAACAAAGCUUAAUAUUCUGCGGUGAAAUGUCGAACAAUUCAUCAGUUAUGGUCACGAAUAUCUCAACCACGAUUCCCUACUCGCCUGUUUUCAUGCAAACUGUUGCCUGUAAAGCUGUGUCUGGUGUAUUUGCAUGGCUGGCUAUCCUGAUUACUUGUCACCAGAUCUACAAACACUUGCUUUUCUACAACGUACCAUCUGAGCAGCGAUGGAUUGUGAGGAUCUUGUUCAUCGUCCCGAUAUACAGCUUCGAUUCAUGGCUCAGUCUGAUGCUGUUCAAUACAAAUGAACUCUAUAUUUAUUUCGACACUAUUCGGAAUUGUUACGAAGCUUUUGUGGUUUACAACUUCCUCAGUUUAUGCUACGAAGGAUACUUGGGCGGUGAAAGUGCGAUAAUGGCCGAGAUCCGAGGCAAACCAAUCAAGACGAACUGGAUUUCUUGUACUUGCUGUUUGGCGGGGAAAACUUACUCCAUUGGAACGUUGAGGUUUUGUAAACAGGCCACUUUACAAUUCUGUUUGAUCAAACCCCCUCUUGCCAUUAUAACUCUCAUUUUACAAUCAUAUGGACUUUACAAGGAUGGAGAUUUCAAUGAGAAGAGUGGGUAUCUAUACAUCACCAUUAUAUACAACAUAUCUGUCAGCUUUGCCCUCUAUGCACUGGCAUUGUUCUACUUUGCAACACAGGAAAUGCUUAAACCAUUCGAUCCAGUGCUUAAGUUCAUUGUCGUCAAGUCCGUUAUUUUUCUCUCUUUCUGGCAAGGUUUGUUGUUGAGUGUCCUCGAGGCCACAGGAGCCAUCACCCCCGUUAGUGUUGGGGGGUCAGCUGAGGACAAACUUGGUAUCGGGACCGUGGCUGCAGGUAUUCAAAACUUCAUCAUCUGCAUUGAGAUGUUGUUCGCUGCUGUUGCUCUCAGAUAUGCUUUCCCGUACCAGAUAUAUCAAGAAAAACAACCAGAGAAAGGCAUGUCGUCAACUCAAUCCAUAUCGUCAAGAUUGAAAGACACCGUUAACCCAACAGAUAUCGUUCAAGACGCUGUUCAUAAUUUCUCUCCUUCGUACCAAAACUACACUCACUUAAAGUGAAGACAAUAUACAUUGGUGGUGGUGGUCAACCUGCAACUUUUAUCUUUGCACAAAUACUUCAUGUGUUCAUUUUAUUCUUGUUCCAUUUAUAUAACCCAAGUGAUAAAGUGAUACAUAGUUUAUAUAAUCAGUUCUACUUCGCACAGAACGUACUUUGACUUUACAGGGACCAGGGUAGUUUAAAACACCCCUUCAUGCUUUUAACCCCAACGUAUUUCAACUUUUUGCUAAUGACCCUUUCAUAGACACUCAACACCCAUGGCCCCCGCUCCAUCAAUAAAAUAACCCUUUUUUUAACAUAUUUACUCUGUUAUUUUAUUCACCGCUUUAUAACCAUUAUAUAAAAUAAACCAGGCCAUUAGCUCUGUGUCUUGUGGGCUGCUAUAAACACCUUGUACCCCUUAGCCACAAACUGGCCACACAUUGAUAAACCAUAUUAACCUAUCAUUACAACCGAAUAUGUAUAUUUGUACAUAACCCCCAUACCCCCAUAUACUACCGUUAGCUGUGUAUAUAUUUAUGUCUAGUUCGCUCGUUUAAGUUAAUGUGGUGCAAAUAUAGUUCGUUUUUUUUGCAAUAUCGUUUAUUUUGACGUAAUACAUGAAUGCAUGGGCGCCAAACUUUAUAUAUUCCAGGGGAGGCGGUAAUCCUUGUGCCCCAUGACCUGUAAAACAUUUUGUUUACUGAAUAAUAUAGAUAAUUUCAGGGAUGACCUGCCUACCCUGCCACCCCAGGUUUGGCGCCUAUGCAUGCAAACCACCAACUGUAGAAUCCCCACAAAGUAUAGUUCUAACCGCUGCAACAAUUAAAUCCAUGGUUCUAUUACGUCACAGAACGUUAUUGUUGUCCCGUGCAUCCCUAAUUGUCCUUUCAGCCUUUACUUUGAUUGCUUUCCAUUGUUGCAGCCUCAGCUAAAUUAAGAUAUUGAUCCUUGUUAAAAUGAAAUCACUGCAACAAAUAUUGGUCAAUAUGGCUGAGCUGCACCUUGCGUUAAUAAAGCCCUAUUUUAUG
Molecule: messenger RNA, 2154 nt
Organism: Ciona intestinalis (vase tunicate)
Lineage: Eukaryota; Metazoa; Chordata; Ascidiacea; Phlebobranchia; Cionidae
Source: RefSeq, a predicted model, not a curated record